This is a messenger RNA of Pimephales promelas (fathead minnow), 807 nucleotides long. RefSeq names its product crystallin, beta A2b (gene cryba2b). Gene Ontology annotation, molecular function: structural constituent of eye lens. The record is from RefSeq and is a predicted model, not a curated record. Gene Ontology annotation, biological process: lens development in camera-type eye; visual perception. Lineage: Eukaryota; Metazoa; Chordata; Actinopteri; Cypriniformes; Leuciscidae.
GCAGGCCUGAUGCGCAUUCUGCACUAAAUGAGGGGCACUGUGCUAUAAAAACACUGGGCAAGGGCUUGGCCACCACAUUGAUUAUACUGGAUCUGUCCCACCUCAGUACAGAGAGCGCGGUGAUCGACAGCAGCCAUGAAUCCGCAGCAGCAGUUGGAGCAGAGGGGGAAGUUUAGGAUGACUGUGUUCGAGGAGGAGUUCUUCCAGGGAAAGAGCUGUGAAUUCACGUUUGAGUGCCAGAACAUUCUGGACAGAGACUUCCGAAAGAUUCGCUCCAUUAAGGUGGAGAAUGGCCCCUGGGUGGGGUACGAGUAUCCUGAGUUCCAGGGCCAGCAGUUCAUCCUAGAGAAAGGAGAUUAUCCCUGUUACCAGGCCUGGAGUGGCAACAGCAGUUACAGAACAGAGCACAUGCUCUCUUUCAGACCUAUUAAAUGUGCUAACCACAGUGACAGUAAGAUUACCCUCUAUGAGUGUGAAGAAUUCAUGGGACGUAAAUUUGAGAUGUGUGAGGACUAUCCCUCCCUUCAAGCCAUGGGUUGGUGCAGCAAGGAAGUUCCCUCAAUCAAAGUCAACUCAGGAGCCUGGGUAGGCUAUCAGUUUCCUGGUUACCGUGGAUAUCAGUACAUCUUUGAGAGAGACAGACGCCAAGGAGAGUACAGAUGCUACAAUGAGUUCGGCACCCAGGCACACACCAAUCAGAUCCAGUCUAUGCGCAGAAUUCAGCAAUAAGACCCCACACCAUUAUGUACACAUCAUGUCAUGCCAUGUCAUAGGCAAUAAAGACAUUAUUUAAACUAUGGUAAAAGU